Phyllopteryx taeniolatus (common seadragon) is the source of this 2570-nucleotide messenger RNA. RefSeq names its product regulator of G protein signaling 6 (gene rgs6). Gene Ontology annotation, biological process: regulation of G protein-coupled receptor signaling pathway; intracellular signal transduction; G protein-coupled receptor signaling pathway. The record is from RefSeq and is a predicted model, not a curated record. The transcript is spliced from 18 exons. Lineage: Eukaryota; Metazoa; Chordata; Actinopteri; Syngnathiformes; Syngnathidae. Bases 246 to 1862 code for a protein of 538 amino acids.
CCCGCUCGCUUCCUCUCUCAGUGCAGUGCACGCGCCUGUGUCUGUGAAGCAGUUUAUAUUAUGUGAGCUACACGAGACGGAGAAGAAGAAGAAGAAGAAGAGGAGGAGGAGGAGGAGGAGGAAAAAGAGACCAUUGAGCAGCUGAAUCCUGAUGGAGGGACAAUAAGGGUAAGGACGAGAGAGACUCUUUGAAAGAAGACAGGAUAACGUAACACGGGCAAGGAGGACUGACAGGACGCGAGGAGAUGGCUGAGGCACCAAAACAACAACAACAGCAGCAGCAGCAGCAAGAAGAAGAAGAGCAGCCGAGAGAGGAGCAGCUGAGCUCUUGUGGGUCCAUGGAUGCCGAUGAAGAGGUUGAAGACCUGAAAGAGGACGUCCGGACGCCUCCGACCCGACCGCUGCUGUCCAUGAGGUCCUUGAGCAUCGUGGACCCCGACGACGACUCUCCCAACAUGAUCGUCUACCGAAAAAUUGAAGACAUUGUGACUCUCCUCCAGGAUGAGGCGCAGGGUGUUCCCAUCAGGACGGUGAAAAGCUUCAUGACCAAAAUCCCCAGCGUUGUCACAGGUACAGACAUUGUUCAGUGGAUGAUGAAGAACCUGGCUAUUGAAGAUCCAGCCGAGGCCAUGCACAUUGGAAGCCUGAUUGCCGCACAGGGCUACUUCUUCCCCAUCUCCGACCACGUCCUCUCCCUCAAGGACGAUGGCACCUUCUAUCGUUUUCAGGCACCAUAUUUCUGGCCGUCUAAUUGUUGGGAGCCUGAGAACACAGACUAUGCCAUCUAUCUGUGCAAGCGGACCAUGCAGAAUAAGACCAGGCUGGAGCUGGCGGAUUACGAGGCGGAAAACCUCGCUAGGCUCCAGAGAGCUUUUGCCAGGAAGUGGGAGUUCAUCUACAUGCAGGCUGAGGCCCAGGUCAAGAUUGACAGGAAAAAAGAUAAAACCGAGAGGAAGAUCCUCGACAGCCAGGAGAGAGCCUUCUGGGAUGUCCACCGGCCCGUGCCUGGAUGUGUGAACACCACAGAGAUGGACAUCAGGAAGUGCAGACGCAUGAAGAAUCCUCAUAGAGUUAAGAAGUCAGUGUACGGUUUGGCAGAGGAGGGCACGCAGUCGCGAAGUCCAAUCCAUACUCCCUCCCACCACUCCAGGAAGGGAACUAAGGAGGACGUGGAGAAAGAGAUCUUGUUCCUAAAUGCCCAGCUAGAUCGACACUGUAUGAAAAUGUCCAAAGUUGCUGAAAGUCUGAUAAGCUACACUGAGCAGUACUUGGAGUACGACCCUUUGGUGAUGCCGCAGGAGCCGUCAAACCCCUGGACCAGUGAUGACCAGUCCUACUGGGACCUGGAAGCCAGCAAGGAGCCUGGUCACCAGAGGGUGAAGAAGUGGGGUUUCUCCCUGGAGGAGGCGCUGAAGGACCCAGCGGGACGCGACCUCUUCCUCAAGUUCCUGGAGUCCGAGUUUAGUUCCGAAAACCUGCGGUUCUGGUUGGCCGUACAGGACCUGAAGAGAAUCCCGCAGCAGGAAGUAGCGCAGAGAGCGCAGGAGAUCUGGGCCGAGUUCCUGGCCGAAGGGGCGCCCAGUUCCAUCAAUCUGGACUCGCACAGCUAUGAGCGCACGAGCCACAACCUCAAAGAUCCGGGACACUACAGCUAUGAGGACGCACAGGAUCACAUCUACAAGCUGAUGAAGAGUGACAGCUACACUCGUUUCCUGCGCUCCAACGUCUAUCAGGACCUGCUGAACUCAAGAAAGAAGCUGGAAACGGAGCAGGGCCGACGGACCUCGCUGGAGAAGUUCACACGCAGUGUGGGCAAGUCACUGACUGGCAAGCGCCUGACGGGCCUCAUGCAGUCGUCCUGACGAGGUCUGGUCUGGACUCGGGCACCCACAGGAGCUGCGGAGAUACCGUGGCGUGAGCGUGUGCGUGCGGGAGGCCAUGAGGGCACCCGAGUUUUGGACCUGGACCGCCAUCGCGCUUCGUAACUCUCUAAAGCUGUGUUAAAGAAGGCCGGCAGCAUGCAAUAAAUCAUCUGAGCUGACUUCGGGACAGCAAAGUGACAGUGCAGAGGACAACAAAAAAAAAAUAAAUAAAAAUGUACAAAACAAAGCGGUACUCGUUCAAAGCACAAAGCUGGGUUCUAUCUCCACUCACGUUUAUAUGGUAGCGAGCUGCCAAGACUAUCUGUUUCCUUGAAUUGAUGUAAAGAAAAUGAACUUUGGCUUGACAACUUAAUGAGAUUAAUGCUGGAGUUACAUCACCCAUCACCAUGGUGACAGAAGAUAUGGAGGCUGUGAUUGACAGGGAAAGUAUUCAUGCCGACAGCCCACUCUGAGUGGAUCUGGUGGAACAUUGCAUAAACAGUGAAAGUAAAGUGGGGAAGAAGACAACUUAAGACAACUCUCUUUACAAAACUGUAAUACUUAAAAUGACACUGACUUGAUACUUUCCAAUGUAUUGAAAUCUUCCAAACAUUCCACUCCAUGCAGCCACAGCUUCAAAUGUAACUCUCCAACCAUUCUUACGUAAAGAAGAGUAUGAUAAUAAAAGAGGAAUGCGCAAGACAAUGA